AUGAAGGCAUUACUGAUAUUUGCUUUAAUAAUAAUAACAUAUCACGUCAUAUCUGCUGAGCUUAUAGAAUACUAUCCUUCUCAGAACACUUUGGAUAAUAUAAAUGGAAAAAUAAACAAUAAAAUUAAUAAGCGAGAAAUUAAAAGUGCUGAAUCAGCUAAAACUGACACAGAUAUUAUGGAAGCAAAUUAUAAAUGGAGACGUUUUAAUAAGGGUAUAUUAACAGAUGAAUCUCCAGUAAAGGGUCAUGAAAAGCAAAUCCAGAAUGCAAGUGAAGCUUCGAAAGUUGUCCCGAGCAAACGUUCAGUUGAUCCGGUUUUCCACGGACAUCCUAAAACUAGGGAAGAAUUAUGGAACGAACAUUUUCUCAAUGAGAGUUCUGCGUUCGAUCAAACGCCAUCACUCAUAAAGCUAAUCCAUAACAUUACUUUGACAUAUCUAACUGACUGCACUCCGGUUAUACUUUAUGACUACCAAGUAAAAUCUAAGGAAGACUAUAUGUUUCAAAAUCUGUUAAAGGGAUUUCCAGUUACAUUUGUCCAUGGAUAUAUCGAUGAUAAUUACAGAGUAGCCGAACCUAAACUGCUGCACCCUGUUCGAGAGUGCCUCCACUAUAUUGUUUUUAUAACUGAAGUGAAAAAAAGUGCAAUAGUAUUAGGAAAACAAUCCGACUGUAAAAUAGUGUUGAUUGCCAGAUCCUCGCAAUGGGCAGUCCAAGAAUUUUUAGCCGGACCACAAAGUCGCAUGUUUAUUAAUUUACUUGUCAUAGGGCAAAGUUUCAAAGAAGAUGAUGACAAUACCUUGGAAUCACCAUAUAUUCUGUACACGCAUAAACUGUACACCGAUGGAUUAGGCAGUAGUAUGCCAAUCGUACUGAACUCCUGGACACAUGGAAAGUUCUCGAGAGAUGUUAAUUUGUUCCCUCCGAAGAUGAUAUCAGGUUACGCUGGUCAUAGAUUCGUGGUUUCAGCUGCCAAUCAACCACCAUUUGUUGUUAGGAGGGUAAAAACAGAUGCCGAUGGUGGCAAUCCACGCGUUACGUGGGAUGGAAUUGAAAUCAGAUUGCUGAAAUUAUUAGCAGACAGGAAUAAUUUCUCUUUUGAAAUAGUGGAGCCUCAAGAACCAACCCUAGGCCCAGGAGAUGCAGUGGUUAAGGAGAUAGCUCAUGGUCGAGCUGAUAUAGGAAUAGCAGGGAUGUACAUGACGUAUGAGAGAUUCCGGGACAUGGAUGUGACCUACGCGCACUCCCAAGAUUGUGCUGUAUUCAUCACUUUGAUGUCCACUGCUUUACCUAGAUACCGAGCUAUUCUAGGUCCCUUCCAUUGGCAUGUGUGGGUGGCUCUUACCUUUACGUACCUGUUCGCUAUAUUCCCUCUAGCAUUUUCUGAUAAACAUACCCUCCGCCAUCUUCUGCAUAACUCCGGAGAAGUAGAGAACAUGUUUUGGUACGUUUUUGGCACUUUCACAAAUUGCUUUACCUUUCUUGGGAAGAAUUCUUGGAGCAAGACUACGAAGAUCACUACAAGGCUUUUAAUUGGAUGGUAUUGGAUAUUCACAAUAAUCAUCACGAGUUGCUACACUGGAUCUAUUAUUGCGUUUGUGACAUUACCAGUUUUCCCUGAAACUGUGGAUACUAUACAACAACUACUGAAAGGAUUUUAUAGGAUUGGCACUUUAGAUCGAGGAGGCUGGGAGCGAUGGUUCUUCAACUCAUCGGAUUUCCUGACAAACAAAUUGUUAAACAAGUUGGAAUUGGUGCCAAAUGUGGAGGCGGGUAUCAGAAAUACGACGAAAGCAUUUUUCUGGCCUUACGCUUUCUUGGGAUCUCAGGCAGAGCUUGAAUAUAUUGUGCAAGCUAAUUUUACUGCAACUAAGAAACGUGCAGUGCUGCAUAUUUCCAAUGAAUGUUUCGUCCCUUUUGGCGUUAUCAUGGGCUUUCCCAACAACUCCCUCUACACUGCCAAACUUAAUAGCGAUAUCAUGAGAAUGUCACAAAGCGGUCUCGUUGACAAAUUUGUGGACGAAGUCAGGUGGGAAAUUCAGAGAAGCUCCACUGGGAAACUACUUGCGGUUGUUCCUGGAGUACUCAAAACUGUGUCGGUGGAAGAGAAGGGUCUAACUCUAGAAGACACUCAGGGAAUGUUCCUUCUCCUAGCGGCUGGCUUUCUUCUUGCUGCUACUGCUCUUUUGUCGGAAUGGAUGGGAGGCUUCACUAGAAGGUGUCGACAACUGAGAAAGAAGGUUAAUACACCAGCAAGUGCCAAUUCAAGAGAAAACUUAAUAACUACACCCAAAUCGGACAUAGAUGAUGAAAUGAAGUUAGCUACUGAUGAAACUGAUAGUAGACUUAACUUUAAAACUAGAUCUUCAACUGCUGAAUCUAGAGAUACUCUUGAUGGGGAAAUAAUAAAUGUAACUGAGGAAAGAAUUAUUGUUCACAAUAACUUAGAUUAUGAUGAUUGGGACUCUAGAAGAUCGAGUUCAGUGGACGUGGAUAGAGAAGUGAGGGAGAUAUUUGAAAAAGACCAGAGUAGGAGAAGAUUUGUUACUGAAGAAGUAAUCGAAUUGUCAGAAGAAAAAAGGGAAGAAACGGCAUCCACUGGAGCAUUCGGUGAUCAUUUGAAAUAA
Messenger RNA from Pectinophora gossypiella (pink bollworm), 2628 nucleotides. It is a transcript of the gene Ir21a, whose product is annotated as ionotropic receptor 21a. The transcript has 9 exons. Gene Ontology annotation, molecular function: glutamate-gated receptor activity. NCBI's taxonomy places the organism in Eukaryota, Metazoa, Arthropoda, Insecta, Lepidoptera, Gelechiidae. The record is from RefSeq and is a predicted model, not a curated record. Gene Ontology annotation, cellular component: membrane. Bases 1 to 2628 code for a protein of 875 amino acids.